AUGGGACAUAGUCUCACGCGGCCUUCAUUCACGCCAGCCCGCAAGUCAUCUGUUUCUACACCGCCGGCCACACAGAAAAAUGAUGCUUCGCUCAAGAUUUUGGAAGAGAUCAAGAGCGGGAAGAUCCUGCAGCUGUCGAGCAGCCCAGAGAUAGCCUCUUCUCCCAAGGCCGUCGCCAGUUCGCCUGACGACGACGAAACCGCCGCGCCGGAGCCCGCGCACGAGUUGAGUCAGUCGAAGGAAAGAGAGAAUGCGGUGGAAAAGAGCUCAACGCCAGCGAACAGCCGGAUCAACCUCGACGCGAACGAGGACAUAACGACGGACGAGUUCACGGUUGAGGUUGGAGGCCAGUUGCGAAUUCUGCUCGUCUCCAAGCGCUACGUCGUCGAGGCCGAUGUCACCACGGGAAGGGACGUGGUGUCUCACCAAGCCAAAUACAUCACCUCAGUCAAGAGUGUCUCAAUGGGUGGCCGUCCGGCGGUUCACGUCGAAUACUCUCCACCUCGCGCCGGCACCGAAACAAGAACCGAAGUCAAGGACACCGCCACUUACAUCCUUGACGACGAAGAGGAACGAGAACAGCUGUUGACGCUGUUGCAAGCGUUCCUGGCUCAGAACAGCCAGGCGCGAGUGCAGUGUAUGCGAUGCCUCAAGAUCUACGAUCGCCUUGCGGGCAUGCAGGCCUGUCGGUCGUGCGGCAGCACGUACGUGGUUCACUACGAGGAGGAGAAGAAGAAGUCGAAGACGCCGCCGGCUUCCACCUCGCCGCAGCCGUCCACCAGCGCACCCGCCGAUGCCCUCAAGGUUACGAUUAUGAGCGGAGACACAGAGACAAGCAGGCGCGGAGAAGUCGUGAUGAAGGCCUCCACCAGAGAAGACUUUUCAAGCGACACCAUGGACGUCAACCUGCAGCUCCACCUUCGGCUCACCUUCUUCAGGGGAGGCGCGGCCGAGCAGCUGGUUUACUUCUUCACGUCGGUGUAUCUGCCCUACGGCGCCAAGACCAGCGAAGAGGCGAUCGGUCACCUUCUCAUCACGACGCAAAACAUGUACAUCCUCCAACGUAAGCGACGACCGACCGAAACGGAUCCAGGCUUUGCUCUGGUGGCCGAGUACCGACUCUCGCAAAUCCGACGCGUGGUCAUCGGACUCUUCUACCAACACUUCCGGGUGGAGAUCGACGAGAAGCAGGCAUGGCCGGCGCUGCACUAUCCCUCCGUCAAGCCGCCGUCCUCGCCUCAGUUCGAGAUCUCCUCGGCGCACGAGAUAUCCGAGCUGGUCUCGCUAGAGCUCGAUGCACAAGACACCACCGAAUUCAAGGUCGUCUUUGAGAAGGAGAGCACCGGCGCAAAGACCACCAUCCAGCUCAAGACAGAGCACGCGGAGGAGCGAUCCAAGCUCACCAACUCGCUGGCCAAGUUGUGGGAGGCGAUGUUCAAGCUACCCCUCAGCCUCAAGUACUACAACAUCCCCAACUAA
Messenger RNA from Acanthamoeba castellanii str. Neff, 1479 nucleotides. RefSeq lists its product as uncharacterized. Bases 1 to 1479 code for a protein of 492 amino acids. Lineage: Eukaryota; Discosea; Longamoebia; Acanthamoebidae. The transcript has 12 exons. The record is from RefSeq and is a predicted model, not a curated record.